This is a messenger RNA of Geodia barretti, 1742 nucleotides long. The record is from the annotation of a GenBank genome assembly. NCBI's taxonomy places the organism in Eukaryota, Metazoa, Porifera, Demospongiae, Tetractinellida, Geodiidae.
UCUGCAGUUCAAUGAAUGCAUUCCCCCCUCAGUCUCCCCUCGGAUCAGAUGAACUAAACGUCUCAGAAUACACUCAUCGGAUCCUGUUUGGAGGUCGAACAGCCGAAUCCUUCUCUCCUCCCUCUCCACUCCAAAGUCAGGACUACAAUUUCAAGGAUGAAGCUCUAUUGCUGACGACCAGGAAAGUGCAGUAUCGCUGCAUGAGUCAGCUGUCACCAGCUGAACUCAUCACUCGAGGACAGCAGUUCAUCAACCAAAUGGAGCCUAAGAAAGACCCAGGGUCCCGUAACAACUCCAGUGUGGGGGUCGGGGGAAUAAACCGCUACCUCAUCUCGGUGUGUGUGGAGUACCUCCAGCAGCCGGUGGCCCUGAAGGAAGAGGGGCUGUUUCGGGUUCCGGGAGACAGUAGCCUCAUGAAGGCCCUCCACAGAGACUUUCAGAGUCACACCGUCAGCAAGGAACACUUGAGGUGGUCUGUGAUGGAGCAAAAGGAUCCAAAUACAGUCAGUGGUCUGUUGAAACUUCACUUGAGGGAAAACGGACUGCUGAGUCAGCAGAGUUUGGACCAGCUCCUGCCUCACGUGGGAUCCAGAGACCACGAAAUGCUGGCGGAGACGGUGGUGGAAAUGCUACCACCAGACGAACUGCAGCCACUACUGGAGGUCGUGUCGCUAAUGGCAACCAUCGUCAUGGAGCCCUGGGCCCAGGAUAACAAGAUGAACCCGCGGACUCUCGGCAUUGCCUGCGGCCUCUCCAUCUUCCCAAGUCUUGACCCUGGUAUAAUUAUAUACUUGUGUGCUAGAACAAAUUCAACGCAUUUUUGGCGAGAAAAUGAGGUUUGUUUACCAGAUUUAUGUACAAAGUGUAUGUAGAAGUCCUCACUUUAAUUUUAUUGCAUGUUUGCAAAGUUUAGGCUAGCCACCCCCAUUCUAUGCAAUCACACUGCACACUCCAGCUAUUCAGAAUGGUUGGUUGGCCUAUCCUUCCCCCCACUUGCUGACUAAAAGUACGAAGAGUUUAGGCCAUUUCCCACACAUUAUCUACAGGAACUGCGACGGCACUACUGGAGACGCUGGUCAAGAAAAACAAGGUCCUUCAAGAAAGCCAGACUAUUUUGUGAUGAUGUCAUCCUCAUUAGGGGAAUUUAAUUAACUCGAUCCUGAGCCCACCCACACAUCGUAUUUUGCAAAUUGUUGGAACUUGCAAAUAGUUCUUUUUUUAAUGAAAUUCCUGGCAGUUUAAUGUGUGAUAAUUAUGUUGACAAUAAUUAUUCUCCCUUGUCAUUAUCAAUUGUCAGUUUCCGUUUUUUCGAAGUUUUUUUGUUCCUGACCGUGGGCUCUGCCUCCCCCUCCCCAUUGCCAUGGGCGACGGGGGCUCUCCGAGCCUCUCGCUCUCUGCGCAGUCUCUCCAUGACCUCGGUCACGUGACCUAGGAGGUCGUCGUUACGGCGACAGCAGAGACGAAUGUCUUCUGGAGCUACCACUGUUCUCUUGGCAUACUUUGCGAAGGCCUCCACAUCCCAGGCCAGCAACUGCGUCUGGUUGAACGCGGCCUCAGUCACCGCAGCCACCACCUCUCGACUGAACUCCGACCCCUCCACCUCUCCGCACACCUUCCCGACCGAGUAGUGCAGCGCCGCCUUCAGUCUCUGUCUCUCUGCAAGGGUGUCCGCAGCGGCGGCGGCAUCCUCCGCUUCCGAGUCUCUCUCCCCAUCCGCCAUUUCGCGGGGAAAACUGGCGCGC